AAGAGAUUUUCUAGAGAGGGAGGUGGAGAAAAAGAAGAGAGACUGAAGAAGAUGGCGGCUUCGUUUAGGUGGAUGCUACAAUUACACAAGGACGUCCCAAAAGCGGCUCGGUUAUACUCAGAGGGCUUGGACUUCACCAUCAAUGUCUGCUCUCUUCGUUGGGCUGAACUCCAAUCUGGUCCCCUUAAACUCGCCCUCUUACAGUCCAACAGUGAACAUGCCACGCAGAAGGAACACUCGUCGCUCUUGUCCUUUACGGUGACUGACAUUCACACUACAGUGUCAAGACUAAUGGCUUUAGGUGCAGAGCUGGAUGGUCCCAUCAAAUAUGAGAUCCAUGGUAAGGUUGCAGCCAUGCGCGGUGUUGAUGGGCACUUGUUGGGUCUUUACGAACCCUUCUGA
Molecule: messenger RNA, 402 nt
Organism: Cornus florida
Lineage: Eukaryota; Viridiplantae; Streptophyta; Magnoliopsida; Cornales; Cornaceae
Exons: 3
Coding region: 52-402 (116 amino acids)
Source: RefSeq, a predicted model, not a curated record